This is a messenger RNA of Phytophthora nicotianae INRA-310, 2392 nucleotides long. RefSeq lists its product as hypothetical. Bases 291 to 2189 code for a protein of 632 amino acids. Gene Ontology annotation, cellular component: cytosol. NCBI's taxonomy places the organism in Eukaryota, Oomycota, Peronosporomycetes, Peronosporales, Peronosporaceae. Gene Ontology annotation, molecular function: asparagine synthase (glutamine-hydrolyzing) activity. The transcript is spliced from 3 exons. The record is from RefSeq and is a predicted model, not a curated record.
AGAGUCUGUAGGAUCAUCACGAUGCUGGAGCAAAGGCGGAUGUGUGCGCUACUGCAUGCGGCGCUCGCGGCCAAGUACACACCUUCCAGCUAACACCAUGAAAUGUCAGGUCGUGACCCUACCUAACGUUAUAGUUGUAAUUCCGCAGGGGCCUGGACGUGUUGCUCCCUUUGUCACUGGAGAGCUACAAUCGCUAUUUGGCGGAUCAUUCGGCCGACGCGGCAUCUCCACUUACGCGUUUUCAGCUUCCCAUUCCCGAAACUUUUGGAGACAAAUGGCCCCAUUUAUUGAUGCUGGUGGGUAAUUCCAGACAUUUGUGGGACCCAUUUCUCGACUUCGUACAACUCGAGAUGCAGCAGAACGAUGGUCGAGUGCUGGAUGACCCAGUGGAUCGAUACGUCAAAGAGACCGUGAACUGUUCACUAAAGGAGUUGGCAGCCAAUUGCAAAGCUUUCGAAGAUGCAAAGGUGUACUGGGUAGCGGACACGGAGCCGGGCAAGAUGAUUCUGGCGCAGAAGAUGGCACUCGCAGCUCGUGCAGUUUCUCACUGCCCUGCCUCGCAGCUUUGCCUGCACCCAGUGCUGGGGCCGUGGAUGGCAUUCCGCUGCGCGGUGUUGUUGGACGUUGAAGGCGUGAACGAAGAGCAAGCUUGCCCUUUGAUUCGUGGAGAGGUGAACAUGAUACCUCAGCCGGACGGGUGCUCUCAUGACGAAAAGCUGCAUAAAUUACUUACUGCUCAAAUGGCGAAGGCGUUCGCUCAGAGCGCCGCUACUCCAAGGAACGGAAGUAUUCCGCCAGAUGCGUGGCGUACGUGGGCUCUACCGCGCUUGUCACUAGCUCCCAAUCACGCUGAAAUGUACUCGUCCGAACAAAUACUAUACCAUUACACGAAGGACGUGCGGAUCCUUCAGCGUUCUGUGCGUGCCCGUAAAGGCAAUUUAUGUUUGGAUUACGUUCGUGCACCACCGUCAGCGAAGAUUGUCGAGUGCCGUCAAUUGUUACAAACCGUGCUUCGUGAGAUCCGUGAUCGUUUUCCCGAUGGUAUCGAUGCUAUUUUACUCAGUGGUGGGCUGGAUACGUCUAUAUUAUGCGAGGCGAGUGACCAAGACGUCGCUGCUGUGAAAGACGACACGUUUAUGACGAUCUUGCUCGACAAGAAAGGAAAAGCGCGUCCGAUUUUACGUUUCCGCCACGCACUGACAGUUCAAGCCGAUCCAACAGCUCAAGACGCUAUUUUCGCGGCAAAUAUUUUCAACCGACUGGAAAAUGUGUCACUUGAACAGCACCAUGUGCUACGUGUUACUCUGGAUGCUCUAUUAAAGAACUCCUCUGAAGUAGCGCGGCUAUUGUGUACUUGUGAUCCAAUGGAACUUCGCAAUUCGUUAGUGAUCUACGAAGCACUGCGAGCUGCAGCAAACCGCGGUGUCAAGCAUCUUGUGACUGGAGAUGCAGCUGACGAGGUGUUUUGCGGCUACUCUUUCUACCAUGGAAUGACUGAAGAGGCUUUAAGUAAAUAUCGUGAACGUAUCACCGCCACUAUGGAGUUCACUACGGCCAAACUCGCGAAAGAGCUUGGGAUUGAAGUGAUCAGCCCAUAUCUCGAUGCUCGCAUCGUGGAGUUCUCCAAAAAUUUGUGCAAGAGUGACAUGAUUGGUGAACGCACUCCAGUUCCUCGUGACGGAGAGCAGGGAGUUCAUGGCAAGUUGAUCCUACGUCAAGCAUUCCCUGAGAGUUUCUCCCAGUGGCGUGCUAAGGAGCCUAUCGAAGCUGGAUCUGGCACUACCCGUCUACGUCUCGGGUACUUUGACUCGCACUGGACUGAGGAAGAGUUUGCCGAACAACAGCGUUUCGUGUUCCGAGAGCAUGGUGUAUACAUUCGGGAUCGAGAGCACUUGUAUUUCUUCCAGGCUUUUUUGCGAGCCUUUAACGGAGGCCUGACGAAUGUGCCACGUCGUCGAUUUAAUGAAUCGACUCAAGUGGUGGAACCUCAUGGACAAGAGGAGACAAUGGACAGCCCAAACGUGUUUUGUCCAGGAUGUGGAUUUGAGCUCUCACAUCCAAAGCAAGACUUUUGUGUGACUUGCGGCUGCUGGCCAACAUGCAUCUCACCCACAAAUGAUACUCAGGGGUAUGCGACCCAAGCUCUUGCGAAGCUUAAAAGCGAAAAGGAACGUCUACUACAGCACUAGAAUGGUACGAUCCCAUCGUAGGGCUGAACUACGUCAAAGCUGGCCAUAAUUAUGGUGAAGGGGAUAGAAUUCUUUGUCCAGGAUUGUUGGGUGACCUGUUAGUUUUAUUCUCUGAUUUCCUUGAUCGUGUGUUAGUCUCCACAGUUGACACCAGCACGUAGUUAACCUUUAAUGGAAGGCAUGUACAUCCUUCACUUUCGAAC